Messenger RNA from Carlito syrichta (Philippine tarsier), 1277 nucleotides. RefSeq names its product transmembrane p24 trafficking protein 1 (gene TMED1). Gene Ontology annotation, biological process: endoplasmic reticulum to Golgi vesicle-mediated transport; intracellular protein transport; Golgi organization. Bases 96 to 791 code for a protein of 231 amino acids. The transcript is spliced from 4 exons. The record is from RefSeq and is a predicted model, not a curated record. Gene Ontology annotation, cellular component: endoplasmic reticulum; endoplasmic reticulum-Golgi intermediate compartment; Golgi apparatus. Lineage: Eukaryota; Metazoa; Chordata; Mammalia; Primates; Tarsiidae.
GACAACAGACAGAAGAAGCUGCCAAUGAGCUUUGCCGAAUAGCAGAGAGGGGCAGAGCUAGCCCUUAAAGGAGCCGCGACUCGUUAGCAGACCAGAUGGUGACCCGGAUGAUGGCGGCCGGCGCGGCCCUAGCCUUGGCCCUGUGGCUAUUAUUGCUGCCAGUGGAGGUGCGAGGGGCGGGACCCCCGCCGAUCCAGGACGGCGAGUUCACGUUUCUGUUGCCCGCAGGAAGGAAGCAGUGUUUCUACCAGUCCGCGCCGGCUAACGCAAGCCUGGAGACCGAGUACCAGGUGAUCGGAGGCGCUGGGCUGGACGUGGACUUCACGCUGGAGAGCCCUCAGGGUGUGCUGUUGGUCAGCGAGUCCCGCAAGGCUGAUGGGGUGCACACGGUGGAGCCCACGGAGGCUGGGGACUACAGGCUCUGCUUUGACAACUCCUUCAGCACAAUCUCAGAGAAGCUGAUAUUCUUCGAACUCAUCUUUGACAGCUUGCAAGACGAUGAAGAGGUCGAGGGCUGGGCAGAGGCCGUGGAGCCCGAGGAGAUGCUGGAUGUCAAAAUGGAGGACAUCAAGGAGUCCAUCGAGACCAUGAGGACCCGGCUGGAGCGCAGCAUCCAGAUGCUGACCCUGCUGCGGGCCUUCGAGGCACGGGACCGCAACUUGCAGGAGGGUAACCUGGAACGGGUCAACUUCUGGUCAGCUGUGAACAUGGCCGUGCUGCUGUUGGUGGCUGUGCUGCAGGUGUGCACACUCAAGCGCUUCUUCCAGGACAAGCGCCCUGUGCCCACGUAGCCCCUGCCCACACAGAACAGGGGACAAAGGAGGAGCAGCGGGCGUAUGCGUGUAUGACUUGGGCUCUCCCUAGCUGGUUCUCCUGGGGCAGGCAGGGAACACAGCCAGCUCAAAGAUCUCAGCCAUCCAGGAGGGGCAGCUCAGUGGCCACAUGGAUGUCGUGCGUGGUGGGCACUGUGGCGUGGGAAUGCGACCCUUGGAUUCCUGGCUCCCCUACUGUAAAUGUGCCUUAGCCCAAGUCUUCCAGCCUGCGACCACUCUGCCUUGUGCAGGCCAGGCCCAGCCAGCAAACCGUGCCCAGCUUGCCUAUCUUUUGGGCUAGGGGAGGCCUGCUUAUGUCAGGGGCCAGGAAGGAAACACGGCCACAGAGUUCUUGCCAAGAUGUCACUUUAUUCAACAGAAAGCACUCCUUCCCAGGAGCCGGCUGGGUGUGAAGACUGGUAAAAGAACUCCAGGAGGGAGAUCUGCAGGACAACAUCCCCCCCU